Molecule: messenger RNA, 1197 nt
Organism: Erigeron canadensis
Lineage: Eukaryota; Viridiplantae; Streptophyta; Magnoliopsida; Asterales; Asteraceae
Product: protein CUP-SHAPED COTYLEDON 2
Exons: 3
Coding region: 19-1089 (356 amino acids)
Biological process (GO): regulation of DNA-templated transcription
Molecular function (GO): DNA binding
Source: RefSeq, a predicted model, not a curated record
CUCUUUCUUUUGGGGGGUAUGGAGUUUUUUUUGAACCAACAAUAUUUUGAUCACCAUUAUCAUAACAACAGCAACAACAAUGAAGCUUGUUUGCCACCAGGUUUUAGGUUUCAUCCAACUGAUGAAGAGCUUAUCACUUGUUACCUUUUAAGGAAAGUUCUUGACUGUAACUUCACCGGCCGGGCCUUCGCCGACGUUGAUCUCAACAAAUGUGAACCUUGGGAACUGCCACAAAGGGCAAAGAUGGGAGAAAAAGAGUGGUACUUUUUCAGUCUCCGGGACCGGAAAUAUCCAACCGGGCUGAGGACAAACCGGGCAACGGAGGCCGGUUAUUGGAAAGCCACAGGAAAAGACCGUGAGAUCUACAGCUCAAAAACAUCAGCACUUGUUGGGAUGAAAAAAACCCUAGUGUUUUACCGUGGGAGAGCACCAAAAGGAGAAAAAAGCAACUGGGUUAUGCAUGAGUAUCGCCUUGAAGGCAAAUUUGCUUAUCACUUUCUCUCGAAAAGCUCAAAGGAUGAGUGGGUGAUCUCUAGGGUUUUCAAGAAAAGUGGUGCCGGAGCAGUGGACAACGGCAACGGCGGAGGUAAUGGAAAGAAGUGGUUGACCGGUGGUUUGACUCACAACAAAGAAGCCAGCUGUUCAUCAGCAGUUUCAGGCUCCCUCCCACCGUUACUCGACUCGUCACUCUACGCCUCCGCCACGUCAGCAUACACCGCCGCCGGAGCCGGAGACCAAGAAGCCUUUUCGUACGACAGCAACGCCGGUGGCUCAAAAGAGCACGUGCCCUGUUUCUCCACAUCCUCAACAACAACAACAAACAACAGUAGUUUCAUCCCGCACACACUCUUUGACUUCCCACCGCCGCAACCGUUGACUUCAGCAUUUCCUAGUCUGAGAACACUACAAGAGAAUCUUCAAAUGCCGUUUUUCUACACCACCAUGACGGCGCCGGCAAUGCAUGGACAUGGCGGCGGGGAAACAAGCAACAACAACAACUAUGUGUGUUUUUCCGGUGAGAACUGGGUGGCACCACAGUCAGAAAAUAAGCCAGGGCCCACUGAAUUGGAUUGUAUCUGGAGCUUUUGAUGGUUAAUUGGCGGCUGUGGCUAGCUAGCUUUAAAUGUGUUAUAUAUAUGGUUGAUGAACUUGUUGUUUCAUGAUGAUGGGUAUAUGGUAUUCAAUCAAUUAAUGUGU